AUGUUCGAACUUGCCGAAAGAAACAUGAUGGACAGUAUCUCCUUGCCACCAAUCGCUGCCGAGUUUGGAUUCCCCGCCAGAGAAGCAGCAGAGCUUACGCUGGCCGUAAUCCGCGAAUACUUGAAUACCGAGCAUUCGUACAAAGCCACUCUUCGACGAGUCAUCAUCUGCGGCCUCAAUCAAGCCGAAAUGGAGCCAUACCGGGAAACCACCCCGUAA
Molecule: messenger RNA, 219 nt
Organism: Aspergillus melleus
Lineage: Eukaryota; Fungi; Ascomycota; Eurotiomycetes; Eurotiales; Aspergillaceae
Exons: 1
Coding region: 1-219 (72 amino acids)
Source: RefSeq, a predicted model, not a curated record